AUGAACGGACCAUUUAUCCCAACCAAGAACCCUUCUCAUCCCAAGGGCUCUGGUCCUUCUCUCCUCGCUUGUCUUCUCUGUCGCCAUAAGCAUCUUAAAUGUGACGGGGCGACCCCUGUUUGUGGCCGCUGCGCAGCCACAGGGGCAGAGUGCCAGUACACUCCUUCUCGUCGUGGGUACAAAGGACCCUCCAAGAAACGGCGCGCCAACCCGUCCCCCGAAAGGACACCCUCUUCUGAUCAAUCGUCUUCAUUCGACUUUCAGUCGGUCGCACUACUGGAUACUUCCCAGGAUUGGAACGUUCCGGACGGACUCUCUUACAUUUUCCCAAACGGCUUCCCUUCUUCAGACUCGAAUAACUCCAUUCCCAACAAUGACAAGGCACUAGUGCCGGACUCUGUGCCAGUCACCAACGGUUGCCCUCUCACCCCCGAUUCGGUGAACUCCGUCGCUGGUGAUGGUUAUCUCAUCGAUAUUUACUACACGUACUUUCACCCUUCGCAUCCGAUUCUUCCUCCGCUUCGUCUACUCUAUCGCUCUCAUGUGCCGCCAUUUCUCGAGCAUGUUAUCAAGUUCAUCGGUUCCCACUUUACCCCGGCCGCAAAUAGUGAGGUAUAUAGACCCUCGGUGAUGUCGUCAGCGAUGGAGCAAGAGAGCUCCGUGGAGAAGCUGCAGGCACUUUUGCUCCUGGCUGUUGUGCUGCAUUCGCGAAACGAGCGGGCAGAAGCCGGGCAAUGCCUCGCUACAGCCGUCGACUUGGCCUUCGAACUCGGACUUCAUCGUGAGAAUUUCGCCAUCUCCAUGGGCGGAGGUGAUCCGGUACGGGAAGAAAGUCUGCGACGCACUUGGUGGGAACUAUUCGUAAUAGAAGGCAUGUUGACUGCCCUGGGUGUUCAGCGCACCUUCCGCACCAGCCUAGUACCUCUCGAGGUCGGUCUUCCGUGCGAGGAACGCAUCUUUCAGGAUGGAUUGGCCGCUCCACCACCUCCUACCAUUGCUCAAUUUGACGACCACAUUUUUGCCGACGAGGAGCGAGAUUUUUCCUCCUACACCUAUCGGAUCGAAGCUGCUCGUAUCCUCGGGCGGGUGGUUGCUAUUCAGGACAUGCUUGAGGGCCAAGAAGACCAUGUGGAGGCGAUCGACGCCCGUAUCAACAGCUUUUUCCACCAUCUUCCAGAAUCGAAAGCCGAAUUAAUGCGUCCAGAUGGGUCAGUGGACGAGAUGAUGUUCCAGGCAAAAAUGAUUGCAAACGGAGCCAGUGUCUAUCUCAAUUUUCCAAGAUCAGACUUACUAUCGUCACCUGCGGUUGCUGCCGAAGUCAUCUGCGGGCAUCAUGGUCCCUGCAGCAUCCCGGCCUUCACGCACAAUGAUCAUGCCAUGAAAGCUCUCAAGGCAGCCAAGGAAAUCUCGCAGUUAGCCUCCAUCCGAUUACCAGUCGUCAAACAUACACCCUUCUUCAUCUGCGCGCUGGUUCUCAGCUCCAUCGUGCAGUUAGCAUCCUGCUCCGUUAAAGCCGGGAGGAUGCCCGAGCCCAGUCGGGAACGACUGAGUCUCACCAUCGGUGUUUUCAAGACUCUGGCCCGUACGUGGGCCAUCUCUCAGGCGAUAAUGCGACAGGUCAAGGCUGUAGCGCGCGACGUGUUGGAUGUUGGGCUGCGGCCCGCCGCGGAGCCUUUGCAAAUGGAUUUGACUACUGUCCUUGACGGUGGCCGGUUUUGGUUGCCCGAGGCACUCCCCAGCUGA
Molecule: messenger RNA, 1743 nt
Organism: Aspergillus pseudoviridinutans
Lineage: Eukaryota; Fungi; Ascomycota; Eurotiomycetes; Eurotiales; Aspergillaceae
Product: Zn(II)2Cys6 transcription factor
Exons: 1
Coding region: 1-1743 (580 amino acids)
Biological process (GO): DNA-templated transcription; regulation of DNA-templated transcription
Molecular function (GO): zinc ion binding; DNA binding; DNA-binding transcription factor activity, RNA polymerase II-specific
Source: RefSeq, a predicted model, not a curated record